Anopheles cruzii is the source of this 2083-nucleotide messenger RNA. Its product is annotated as gamma-butyrobetaine dioxygenase-like. Bases 59 to 1543 code for a protein of 494 amino acids. Gene Ontology annotation, molecular function: oxidoreductase activity. Gene Ontology annotation, cellular component: mitochondrion. The record is from RefSeq and is a predicted model, not a curated record. The transcript is spliced from 3 exons. NCBI's taxonomy places the organism in Eukaryota, Metazoa, Arthropoda, Insecta, Diptera, Culicidae. Gene Ontology annotation, biological process: carnitine biosynthetic process.
UGUGAACCGAGAAUUAGUGCGCUUCAUAGUCGAAUCAUUUUCACAGCCUUCUGAGAGAAUGCUUCUUUCACGUGCUGUGUCUUCAGCCACACGGCUGUCAGUUAACCGUUUGGCCACCACCAUCAAGACGGCAACUACUAGUUGCGAUCCUAGUAGUCUUCGCCACCCCACAAACCAUGUCGCUCGUCGGACGAUCGUUAGUUCCGGAACGGUACGCGAAGCACCUUCGAAUCCCCUGUCUUCGCCCAAAGUCGGGGCAAAGUCCACCACCAAUUUGGAAGAUUCACCCGACCGCAGGGGGGGUGUGUCGAGGACCGUUCCAGGUUCGCGCCCCUCUUUGGUGAUAAGCGAAGCGCACGUCACGGAAGACCGGUCGAGGGUGCUGCUGGAGGUGGUGCUGCCACCGGGCGACACACUCGAUCCGUUGGUUGACCGGUUUGAGUAUCCCGCCGUUUGGUUGCGGGACAACUGUCAGUGCGAAGCCUGCUUUCACGGUGGUUCUUCGAGCCGCGUUCUCGACUGGCAAACGUUCGACGUGGAUCGUGUGCGGGUUGCCACGGCACAGCCGGUGGACGGUGGCCAAUCGUUGGAAAUCGUGUGGAGCACCGGUCACCGAUCGGUGUUCAACACCGCCUGGCUGUUGGAGCGUAGCUUCCGGCCGGAAGACACGGAAGCGUAUCUGGAGGAAUGGUACCGGCCGCCGCCGGUUCUCUGGGGUGCGACGGAGUUUGGGACGGUGAUGCAAGAGUUUGCCUUUGCCGAUGUACUCCACGAAGACGACGCAUUGAGGCAGUGGAUUGAAGCGCUCAUCCGGUAUGGGGUGGUCAUGAUUAAAGGGGCCCCCCUGACGGAACACGAGUGUCGUCGGUUGGCCAAUCGCGUUGGAUUUAUACGGAAAACUCAUUACGGCGAGGAAUUCAUCGUGAAGGCCAAGGAGGGCACGAGCAACGUGGCGUACCUGUCCACGCCGCUCCAGAUGCACACGGAUCUCCCGUACUACGACUACAAACCGGGAUGCAAUCUGUUGCACUGUUUGGUCCAAUCGACCGAUACCACCGGAGGCGGUGCGAACCUGAUCGCGGACGGGUUCUUCGUCACCGACCGACUCCGGCGCGAACACCCGGACGCGUUCCGGUUGCUCAGCGAAACCCUCGUCAACUGGUCCGACGUCGGGCAGGACGAAGGAGGGCACUUCCACAGUAUCUACCGGGCGCCGGUCAUCUGCGUUGGGCGCGACGGACGGUUGGAACGGAUUAACCACAGUGUCCCGCAGCGGGACAGCCACUUCUGUGGGGCGUCUCUCGAUCACGUCGAUCGCUGGUACCGGGCCAUGCAACGGUUCGUGACCGUCCUGCACCAGGAGGCCGUACAGUUCCGGACGGCACCGGGCGACAUCCUUACCUUCAGCAACGUACGGGCGGUGCACGGCCGCACCGGAUACACCGAUACGGCGCACCGAUCGCGCCACAUCGUCGGUGCGUAUCUUGAUUGGGACGAAAUCUACUCGAAGCUGCGGGUCCUGAAGGCUGCAGCAGCGAAAUAAAAGCACAACACACGAAGCGGGUUCGUUUUUUGUUUCUUCAAAUCAUAAUUCAUAUUUCGUUCCUCACUUGGCGCAGGCCGGGGGCUUACUACACACACAUGCUGACGGGGUUUUAAGUAAAACGGGUUGGAGGAACGUCUCCGCGGCACCGUGGAAGGAAAGUACGGAAGAAAGCGGAGGAAGUGUGUGUUGCGAUUUAAUCGUACAAAAGGGAGUAAGAGAGUGGAGUAAAUACUCCAUCGAGUGCCCGAGUGUAGCGCAAAACAACCGCCAAGAAAACCGCCGAGGGCUCAACACGCGACCCUUUAGAAUAACCUAUCCGCCUUCAGUUUGCUCCCCUUUUCCGCUAGGACGAACCGUCGCCACUAUAGUUUGUAUAUACUUUCGAUAAAAUCACAAUAUCUUUCUUAUCUCUGUUAAGCUUCCCUUCACUCGCGCGGCCAGGCAACCCUUUUGCGUUACAUUUACACAACAAAACGAUUCGCGGGGACUCGUAAUAAGUAGUUCUUUACCGUGUAAGCAUAUCGAUCGAGUCGUAAU